Messenger RNA from Fragaria vesca subsp. vesca, 3059 nucleotides. RefSeq lists its product as uncharacterized. Lineage: Eukaryota; Viridiplantae; Streptophyta; Magnoliopsida; Rosales; Rosaceae. Bases 1 to 2649 code for a protein of 882 amino acids. The record is from RefSeq and is a predicted model, not a curated record. Gene Ontology annotation, cellular component: nucleus. The transcript is spliced from 20 exons.
AUGGCACGCUCUAAGAAUCCGUCAAAGAAGCAGCAGAAGCGCGGCGGCAUCGACUUCAAAAAAAUAAAGCGAAAGAUUGGCAGAAAAUUGCCACCAGCACAGAAUGCUACAAAUACUGAAAUUAAAUCAAAAGCAAUUGUUCUCCCCGAGCAGAGUGUGGCAUCAGAGAAGGCAGGAUUAGCAGUAAACAAGAAAGGCUUGACAUUGAAAGAACUUCUUCAACAGACAUCUCAUUACAAUUCAAAAGUCCGUAAAGAUGCAUUGUUGGGUAUCAAGGAUUUAUUCCUUAAGCAUCCAGAAGAGCUGAGGUUGCAUAAGUACACCGUUAUUGAAAAACUGCGUGAACGCAUUGGUGAUGAUGAUAGACUUGUUCGAGAAACGCUGUAUCAACUUUUCAAGUUGGUGAUUUUCCCUGGUUUUAAGGAGGAUAAUCAAGAGCUUUUUGUUUCCUUGAUGAUGGCCUAUAUAUUUAACUCAAUGACAAAUUUAGCAAUUGAUGUUCGACUGAUGGCUUUCAAAUUUUUGGAGCUUGUUAUCCAGUAUUAUCCACCUUCCUUUUUCUUGUAUGCUGAAAAGAUUCUUCAAAACUUUGAGGAUAUUUUGCGAAAGAACCAGUUCUUUUUAGAGGACAAGAGCAAGCUGAAGACUGCUCUUUCUGGGUUGGAGCGAUGCUUGUUACUGCUUCCAUGUAACAAGAAAGAAGUUGGCUCAUGUAAACAGAGUGAUGCUGUAGAAGGGAUGCUGCAUGGUUUUGAGCCUCAUGUGCCUGCAGAAUCUGCUGGGUUUUCUAUCAUCAUCCCAAAACUAAAAGACUUGGUGCCAGUUCUAGUCAAUUGUUUCCAAGAUUUUAUUCCUGCAGUACAGACUGGUUCUCAUCUUGAUGUGCAAUCAUAUGAUUGUAUGUUGUCGAUACUUCACAGUAUAAAGCAUGCAGUCCAAUUCUUUGUUUAUAUGACUGAUGAGGGUAUGUCGGAAUCACGACCUUCUCAUGGGGAGCUUGAUGUGGCUAUGUUGGGUGGGACUAUCUCCAUAAUGUUGAUGAAGAAGUUACUUGUUCUGUUUCCCCUGAACAUGAGAAAUCAACUUUCUGAGAAGGAUGAUGUUAAAUAUUUUGUCCUGGACAGUGUGAUGACAGAAAUAUUUCUGCACUUAGGCAAAUGGAUCUGCCCUCCUGGUAUUCUGUUGGAGAAAUUUUUAGAAUUUCUAGAGAAUGCUCUGCUUGGAAAGAUCUGUAGUGACAGACGCUCUGGUAAAGCAAUCCAGGAGAAGCAUUUAAUUUCGCUUCUUCCUUUUGUUCCGAAACUUGUCUCGCAAGUGCCAAAUGACUGGAAGUCUCGUCUUCUUCAGGCUUUUACUAACGCAUUCAAGGACUGCAAUCCUGUGUCGUCUUUAAAAUUGGCUUGUCUUUCCACAAUGGAGGAGAUGGUUGUUCCUAGACAAGGCUUGCUGUACCUGGAUCCCAGGGAUCCCGAGAUAUUAAACUUUCAGAUUGCCUGGAUAAGAGAGCUUCCCAUGUUGCUAAUCCUGCUGGGUGAUAAAAACACGUCCCAUUCCCAGGUUGUGUUACACCUUUUACUUCGCCUGGGACAGCGUGCUUUCAUGAACUAUUCAUUUGCUUUGGAAUAUGACAACAUGCAAUUCUCACUGCAAGGAUUUUUCUGCAUAUAUCAAGAUGAUGGAAAUAUAAUAUAUGGUCCCUUUGUAAAGCUGCCCAGAGAAUCUCAGGAGCUCUCUCUUUGUUGCCUUCGUUAUAUCUCUAAUUUGGAUUUGCAUACGUUGAGGUCAAUAGCUUAUUGUUGCCUAUGUCCAGAACUGGAACAGUUUGUAGUGAUUCGAGUCAUAGAGAUCCUGCAUUCAGCUUAUAAAUCUGGGCAUAUUCAAAUUGCGGAUCACAUUAGUUUCUUCAUCACUUUGCUGUCUCGAUUCAGAGUUCUCCCAGAAAAUGUUAAUGUUGUUAAAGAGAAAGAUGUGAAUAUCUCAAAUCAGGGGACUUUUAAAUCAAUCACCAGCAUUGUUUGCUCAUGCCUGUCACAGAUGGGUGAUAGUUCUCUUGUUUUUAAACUACUAGAAAAGAUGGUACUAGAUCAACUGUCGCAAACCCUUCCUCUGGACAAUGUCUGUGCUAUGCUUAGGAUGCUUAUUGCACUGGACUCUGAAGAGACAAUAAUUUCUGAACAAGCUUUUGUAAGCUUAGUCGAAAUCCUUCCGCGAUAUCUUAUUGACAUUGUGCAUUGCAUUGCUGAUGAUGAUGAGAAGGCCUCUGGUUCCAGUUUUUUUAGUGCAUAUUUUUAUUAUCUUGUUCCUUGCUUUUUCUUAUUUGUUAAAAGUCACAAACUUCUGGGUAUCGUGUUGAAGAUGUUGGGGUCAUGGAUAAACGAAAGUUUGUCAAUUUUACCUUGUGAUCAUACCCACUAUGAAACAGACAUUUCAAGCAGGGUAGAAGUGAUCGUGUCGGUUCUUCUGUUGUUGCAUAACGAUGAAAAAAUUGGGCGAAUCAUGUCUUCGUUCAAGGCAGAGAUUGACUAUAUUUUGCAAAGCAUCAUCUCUAUACAGUCCUCGGAGGAAAUCAGCAUGACCAUCCAAGAAAAGCACCAAGUGAAAUGCGCACAUGAUAGACUAAAGAACGUCACUAGUGCACAAUCAGUCUAGAAGGAUGUCCCUCUAACCCUAAGUACCUACCUGAAAUUGGAAGAGAACAGCUGGUAAAUAUCCUCCUGGGUGUAGUUGGAGAGUGGUUUUGGUUUUUCCAAUCUGCGUCAAUGAUUCAGCUUAGCUAAGUUGAAGGUACGGAAUGGGUGCAUGUCACCAUGAUGCAUUUGUCUUUCACACAACUGGGAGAACAGCAUACACCUAGCAUAUUUUGGGGGUCCCAGGCUAAACUAGAGUUUCAAAUCUCGGUACAGUUAUGGUGGGUGUCAAAUUUUGUAGUAGGAAUAGCUUGAAUCAGACUAAUACCUCUCCAAAAUCUCCCCCUUGGAGCUUUUGAACAUUUUGUAUCAGUUUUGUUUUAAUUUAGCUCUAAUUUGAUUCCAAAGGUAACAAAAUAAAUUUAUCAGAAA